UAAUGGGUGGCCCUGACCACAAAUUUUUUAUUUUGUAUUUUUAUGUAGGGUAGGGGUUUUUUAAACUUUUGGAUUUGCUUCUCCUUUAAGACUACCCACUGUACAUGCCAUUGCCAGUACAGAGAAUUGUUCUAAUACUACUAACUAGAAAACAACUGCUGUAUGUAUAUGGCAGCUCCCAUAUUGCUAUCCAUCCGUCUGUCUCAUAGCAUCUGCCUUUAAGAUUCAACAACUAUCAGCGAUGCUUAGGCUGCCAGCAAUGGAUUCUGUUCUAUCGCAACCAUCAACCCUUCCAACCUGUCACCACGACUCUCAAACCGACCAAUCAGCCUCACGUCUUCUCUGAUUACCAUGGCGACAGACAAACAUUAGUAGCCCCGCCUCACCGAAGUGGGCCGUGGGAGUAGUAGUAUUUCCACCCUAGUGAACAAGUGCGCGCUGAUUCUCGGGACACUACAAUUCCCAGAAUCCAAUGCGCGGACCCUGGAAACGCUGGAAGCUUUUUUUCCAGUGCUAGUGCUGAAUAAGAAUCGAAUAAGAGAAAAUAACCGGCUGUAGUGACCCAAGGAGUGCGUUUACCCGACGGGCUACAAGAAUUUAGCAGCAUGAUUGAUUAUAGAAGAUGCACUGAACUAGUAGCCCAGCUUCUUAGUAAGUACGACCCAGAGGAGCAGAGCCUUGAGCACUUCCUGGAAGAGUCCUCAGAAGAAUUCCAGGACCUUAAUGAUGCAGAGGAGAGAUUGGUUAGCGAGGCUUUCUGUGGAAGUGUGCAGUACAAAGCUCUCCUGGAUACGGUCGUACGUGGUUUCUAUGCCAGAGACGGGAAACACUUUCUGCGGUCUGAGCAAUAUCUGUUUGUCGUGAUUGGUUACCUGGCCACAUUUCAGUUGGAAGAACUUGGUCUUCAAACUUUUGUUCGAAUUAUCAAAUCUCAGGAUGUCCCUAAAAUGUGCAAGUUUCUCAGGUUUUUCUUUAAUGUUGUGAAUUUGAACACGUGGAUAAAAGACGAAUGGAGCCAGAUUUAUGAUUCAAAUUAUGUCAAGGAAUACUGGAUCAAUCAUUUGCUAAAAUGGCAGCCUGAAAUUCAUAAUAUAACAGACGGUCUACAGAGUAAAGCAGCUAAAGGGCCAAGCCGAGCAAAAAGUUCAAAAGCAACAGAGACAAAAGAGUUUAAUUUAACUAAACCCAGGCCCAGGUCAUUGCCGGUACCUCAGCAGAUACCAACCCAGAAGCCACAUCAGCCUGUUCCCCAGAUUUUAUACAAGGCACCAAAGGAGCAAGAACUGUUAAAGGAACAGAAAAAAAGAAACCGCAGAAAAGCAGAGGAAAUACUGGUCGAAGUCAAUAUGGGGCAGUUUAAAUGUGCAACGGCAGAAAAGUCAGAGAAAACCAAGCAUAUUCUGUCUGAAAUCGUGAAAGAGGAACAGAGUAAACUGUCUUUCAAUGGAUAUAAAAGCUCUCAAGUGCCUGUGCCUAAGGCUGAAAAUGUACCAGUGAAACUAAACGCAGCAGCGAUAUUAAGAGAGGGCGCCCUCUAUCAGCGCCAGGCAGAAGAAGAAAUUCGCAGAAUAGAGAAGCUAGUUGAUGGGGCCCGGGACCCCACAGAGUUCCUAGAAUGGCAGAGGCAGAUGCGGGAAAAAGACAUAGAGCAGCAGCUGGCGGAGAUAGAAUGCAGGCGCCUGGAAGGAAAGCUAAGCCGCGAGGAGGCCGUCCUGGCUCGCCAGAAUCUUAUCCAAGAGAACAAAAAGAAAGCCGAUCUAAAGAAACAAGAGACUGAAAAACUGAUGCGCAUGUAUGCAGAAAAGCGUCUCCAGGAAGAGAAGGAGAUGAGGGACCUGGUAGAGCAGGUUUCAGAAGGACACAAGAAUACAAAGCAGGCACGGCUGAAACUCCAGAAAUAUAAACAACAGAUAGUUCAAGAAGUGACAGAAGAGAGCCGUGAGCUUCUCCGACAAGCUCUAGAGGAAGCGGAAGAAGAACUUAGAAAGAAAUUUGAGCUGAUACGUGAGAUACGAGCCAUGGAAUCUGUGCCUUUCAUAAGGCAUAAGUUUGUGGACUUAACAGAAACUGCUGGGCAUGGCUUGAACUGUGAAAUGUCCCUGGUGGAGCUGCGGGAGCGUUUAGCAAUUCUAAAGGAAGCAGAGAAAAAGGCAGAGGAAGAGAAACGUGACCAAAUCAUCACAGAAAAGCAAUCAAAACAGCAGCUCCUCUUGGACACCCUGGAACAAAUCUCCUUGCACAGAGCGGCUCUCGGAAAAGCAGCUGUUAUGAAGCUGGAAGAAAAAAAAGCCAAAUCCCAGGCCUCUAAAUCCUCUGCUUCCAAAGACGAGCGCGUGGCCGAGCUGCAGAGAAAACUGGAGGAGAAAGUGACAGAGCGCAAGAAACAGGCAGCCAUAAGGCAGAGCCACGAGCAGAACAGGAGCAGAUUGUGCAAGGCUUCCUUUGAGACAAACCACUGGAAAGAACUAGAAGAGAGUCGAGAACGCCAAGCACAGCUUCUCCAAAGAGGUGUGGUAUCCAAAGGAACUGCUGAUAGGAAAGCCUUAUAUGAGAUGGCAAGGACCACAGCAUCCACCACCUGGGUGCUGACAUCAUGAGGAUUACACCUUUGUGGGAAUUUUGGGGAAUAUUUUCAGUUUUUAUGCUGAAUAUAAUACAUGCAUGGCUGAACUUAAUGCAUAUAUAUGUUUGGAGACAAUAUAUCAUAUUAAUAUCA
Molecule: messenger RNA, 2716 nt
Organism: Xenopus laevis (African clawed frog)
Lineage: Eukaryota; Metazoa; Chordata; Amphibia; Anura; Pipidae
Gene: cfap99.L
Product: cilia- and flagella-associated protein 99
Exons: 16
Coding region: 606-2597 (663 amino acids)
Source: RefSeq, a predicted model, not a curated record